Messenger RNA from Morchella importuna, 1386 nucleotides. RefSeq lists its product as uncharacterized. The record is from RefSeq and is a predicted model, not a curated record. The transcript has 8 exons. NCBI's taxonomy places the organism in Eukaryota, Fungi, Ascomycota, Pezizomycetes, Pezizales, Morchellaceae. Bases 1 to 1386 code for a protein of 461 amino acids. Gene Ontology annotation, molecular function: oxidoreductase activity.
AUGAGCUGGAUCCACAAAAUUGCAGCUAGCUUCAGCACCAGCGGUGAGAAACCAGUGUACUACGAGAAUUUUGGCCACAAAGUCAAAUGGUCACCCCUUCACCCGAGCCACGAGGAAGCAGCGGGCCUGCGGAGCCGUUGGGAUAAACUUGCAGACGAGUCACUGGCCAGGUUGAUUGCCAUCAAGGGAGAGAGGGAUCUAUACACUACAUUGAAGGAGGAACAUCAGAACGACGACGUGUUGGGCCAGUUGUGGACUGAGGUUAAUACGAUACCGGAAUGGGUUGAUUGGGAGCAGAUACAAAGGGGUCAAGACGUAUAUUAUCGAUAUGCAAUAGCUAUAGUAGCUGGGUUGACAUAUUCGAGUCUUCUAGGAGGGAUGGGAGCCCAUAAGAUCGCAGAGGUGCUAGCCCGUACAGGUGGCUUCUCAAAGUCGGUUGCGAAACGAAGGAUGUUUGAGACUACGCAACAUAUUUUACAGGUAGGUGCACUAGUCCGACUUCUUCACUCUGCGGUUCGUGGAAGGAUAUUAAAGCUCCGGGAGAAGAAUCCGGAGUAUUAUGAUCUUGAAGAAUUUGGGAUGCCAAUCAAUGAUUUCGAUUCAAUUGCAACGAUAUUGGGGUUUAGUGCAACAAUCUUGAUGAUUUCGUUACCUAAACAAGGAAUUUUUCCAACGAGACGGGAGGUUGCAGACUAUAUAGCCUUUUGGAGAUUGGUUGCACAUUAUGUUGGCUGCCCUACAGAUGCCCUUGCAACCCCUGAACUAGCAAGGGCUUACAUGGAAUAUAUCCUCGUCCACGACAUCAAGCCAUCAGAAACUUCGAGGAUCCUAUCCCAAAAUAUCAUUGCUUCAAUUGCCAACACACCACCCUCGUAUCCAUCCGCCGACUUCUUAGUCGCCACAGCCAGAUGGCUCAACGGAAACGAGCUUUGUGACGAGCUUGGCCUCCCGCAGGCACCCUUUUUUAGCAAGGUACUAGUUUUCGCACAGUGUCUAUUCGUCUGCUAUAUCGGUUAUUCGUCCCGUAUAUUUCCCGGAUUCGAUAAACGCAAGAUUGAGACAACAAAGCGCAUCUUGUUCAAGAUACUCGUCAGCAACGAAGGUCUGGGGGGUUUAACAAACUUCGAGCUCCAGUUUGUCCCGCAAUUGACAACGAAGACAGAGGCAGGGAGCAUCGAGGCCAUGGAUCUGAAGUGGAAGGAGAUGAGGGGAUCGUCGGAAAAGAGAAGUGCAAAGGUGUUGAUCGUGUUUUUUGUGAUUAUGGGGAUCAUGGGCUUGGUGGGUAUGUGGCUGUUUAUGAAGAUAACCCAGUUUGUUGGGCCGAGUCUGUUUGGCCCUGCGGCUGUUGGGUUCACAAUUGCUACACAGGAUGGUGUCUCCAUCUGA